AUGUCCGGCCGCAAGCUGGGAGGCGGUCGCAUCUUGGGCAGCGGGAAAGGCCUUGCCCCUCCCACGCCUCCUGCAGUCCACGGUCGUGGCCAUCAGCGAACGCCGAGUCCUUUUGCUCCCUCCGAAAGCACCCUGUCGCUCAACUCCUCCUCGGCAUCGCCGCCAGUCUCGAGUCCACUCCCCGACUAUUCCCAAGACCUGACGUCAAACAUCAGCGUUGGCGGCCCCUCCAGGUCCUCCGCCACGAGCUCAAAGCUGGUUUGCCCAAUAUGCGACGAGGAAAUGUCUCUGACACUCCUCAGACACAUCGACGACAACCACCAAGAGCUUCCCGAGGUCGAACAGGAUGAAGUCAGGACCUGGUUCGACAAGCAGGUCCUCAAGGCCAAAAAGUUCCAGCCGCUUUCCAUAAUCAACCAAAAGCUCAGAGGCCUCGAUGUCUUCGAAUCCAACGAGUCCCUGCCCAUUGCCCCGCCCACCACCGCCAGACUCGUCGAGGGCCCGAUCGAUCCGGACGAGCUCAUCACCCGAUCGCAUUGGCAGCGACAGACAAGCAACGACCGAUGCACCGACCCGACAUGCGCAAAGGGCCUGGGCGCUGUUAACGGCAGCAUCAACUGCAGGAAAUGCGGCAGGCUGUUCUGCGAGGAGCACACCAUGUACCAGAUGAGGCUGGCGAGGUCCGCCCAGCACGACCCCGUGCGGGGGUAUUGGGUUAGGGUGUGCGAGACGUGCUACAAGUCGAGGGACGGCUACAAUGACCACAAUGGCGUGUUAAUCGACCACACGUCGGCUUUUGCGGAAAUGCGCCGAAAGAGGGUGGAGAGGCAGAAUCUCGAGGUGGCCAGACUGGAGAAGCGUUUAACGAAGCUUACGCAGCUGCUUGCGAAUGCCCCCGAAGACGUCACGACCAACAGCAACAACCUGCUGGCCCCAGUAGCGACGCUGACGGGCCAGAAAAACCAGAGGAAAUUAUUGGAGCAGUCGGUGGUUACCUGGGAGGACGACGCCUCUGUCACACAAUGCCCCUUCUGCCAGCAAGAGUUUGGAUCAUGGACAUUUAGGCGCCACCAUUGUCGAAUAUGCGGGCGGGUGGUUUGCGCCGACCCAUUGACGGGCUGUUCGAGCGAAGUGGGAUUGAGCGUAGCGAAUCUACCAGCCACGAACCCGGCGACGGAGAAGCCCCCGACCACGGCUCAGCCUGGCCAGCUGAGUGUCGAUGUGCGAAUGUGCCGCGAUUGCAACCACACCAUCUUUUCAAAACGUGAUUUUGCCGCUACCAUUAUGCAUAAACCCCCGGAUCAGCGCGCCUACGAGACACUUCGCCAGUUUGAGCGCGGCAUCCGGCAGCUCAUGCCUAUUUUCCAACGCACACUGCUAGCACUGCAACCAGAAAGCGAGGAUGGGUCUGAGGCACCAAAGCCUCCACCAACUCACGCCCAGAUCCAAGAGGCCUCCAAGAUUCGCAAACGACUCACCGAUGCCUUUACCAAGUACGAUACGGCGGCGCGCCGUUUACGCGACAUGAAGACGAAAUCCAAGACACAGCUGCGCUUGCAACAAGCCGUAUACGCAGCCGCAUCUACUUUCCUGCAUACCCACAUGCUCACCCUCAAGUCCGUCCCUCAGAUCCUCCGCUCCCGGUCGUCGCAUUCCUCGCGGCUGCUCGCUCUUCAGGGCAGCGCCAACGGCUCCUCGUCAUCGUUGCACCUCUCGCCCCUCCGGAACGGAGAACUCGCAGAAUCCGAGACGGCGAGCCAGGCCAGCGAGACCAGCACCGCGGUAUCGCAGCUGGAGACGGAGGAGAAGGAGGCCCGCGAGCGCCUCAUUGUGCUUGAGGAGCAAAAGUUCAUGGUGCAGCAGAUGGUGGACUCGGCGCGCGGGGCGAGGCGCUUCGAAGAGGUCAGCGCCCUCACUCGUAACGUGGAGGAGCUCGACAGGGAGAUUGAAAAGGCCAAGAAGCUCGUGGGAGGAGUCGAGCAGCGGUGGGAGGGGCUGUACGCGUCCGGUAUCACGCGGUGA
This is a messenger RNA of Colletotrichum chrysophilum, 2022 nucleotides long. RefSeq lists its product as uncharacterized. The transcript has 3 exons. The coding region runs from base 1 to 2022 and encodes 673 amino acids. The record is from RefSeq and is a predicted model, not a curated record. Lineage: Eukaryota; Fungi; Ascomycota; Sordariomycetes; Glomerellales; Glomerellaceae. Gene Ontology annotation, molecular function: metal ion binding.